Messenger RNA from Belonocnema kinseyi, 3376 nucleotides. RefSeq lists its product as uncharacterized. NCBI's taxonomy places the organism in Eukaryota, Metazoa, Arthropoda, Insecta, Hymenoptera, Cynipidae. Bases 157 to 1446 code for a protein of 429 amino acids. The transcript has 6 exons. The record is from RefSeq and is a predicted model, not a curated record.
UCCAUAAAAAUUGCAUCCUUUCAAUCGCCGAUCUUUGCGCUCUGCGUUCGUAUUCAAAGUUGCCCGCGAGAACCGAUCGGAAGUGCAGCUUCAUAGUGUUCAUUUUUUUAUUUUUAAUUCCUUCUGAUUCUGUGAUAAGCAAACCAUUUCUCCACGAUGUGGAGGAUCCUCGUUGCUGGAUUUUGCACGGUGGCAGCAACAGUGGCUCAGGACUAUGAAGUCUCAGAUAUUCAAUGUAGUGGAGCCGGAUCACCAAAUGAUUUGUUGACAGCAAAAAUAAAACGACCUGUCGGUUUUCGAGGAGGUCCACUUUUUGCAGAUGACAGGUCAGCGGAUCCACUUAUUGAUAUUAACUGUCAAUUAAGGCCGGAUCCCAAUGACCCACAGGAAGAUAAUUACUUUUUGAAAGUGACGGACUUUUCUCGUUGUGGAAUUCUUAAGAGAAAUGGAUUUAUUCAUCUGAGGGUAUGGUUCCCAGCAUUUCCUGGUGUAGUAAUGCUUGCAGAUCAAGAAUUAAUCCUUAUGUGUCGACCACCAGAACCAACUUUACUCAGGCAUAAAGCUGCAGGUUUUGCAGGAACCUUUCCGCAUGGAGCUCGCGUUUCCGGAGUGGUUGAAGAAACCCCAGGACGUCUGGAAUAUGAAGUGGCUCUGUAUCGAGAAGCUACAGGAAAUUCAUCUGACCCCAAUCAGGGAACUCAAACAGUUGAUCAGGCGGUUCCAAUUGGAACAAAAUUACAAUUGCGAGCUCGCAUUAGUGCCGAGAGUGCUUGGGGAUACAUCAAACUUCUGGAAGUCACUGUGAGUCCAGACCCUGAUCAACCACAUGCGCCAGGAAGUGUUUUUCUGGUGAAGGAAGGUUGCAGAAACCGUGAUUUUGCUUCAAUAAUUCCACAUCAACCGGCCAGAUAUCGGGAAAGGAAAAAUGAAGUUUUUCUGGAUUUUGAAGCUUUUCUUCUAAGUUCGAUGAGGGACCGAUCAACUUUGUGGAUACACUCUCAAAUCAAAGCUUGUAUGGAACCACAGGACUGCCAACCGGACUUUUGCUUAGAUCUCUUUGAGCCUUCUGGACACGGGAAACGUAGAAGGAGAAUGACUGGAGAAGAAGAAGCUUUCUUGCCAAGAGCCGAGAGAAUUAUUCAGAAAUACAACGAUUCAACUCCCAUCACAAGGUUUAAAGAAAACAUCGAGUACACAGUCAUGAUGCCAGAUGAUGUUUAUGACAGGAUGACUGCAGGCCUUGAGGGAAGUUGCGGAAAUUUUCUUUACGUCGCGACAGCUCUCGGGGCUUUACUUGUUCUUUCAGCUCUGAUUAUGUGUUAUCUAGCAUCUCGCCUGCAAAGCAUUUCUUCCGCGAUACCGCAGAACAAAGCAAUUGAUGAGAUGGUCCGAGUUCGCUCGCGGAAAUAUUGUCCAGAUUACACUGGUCGCUCAACCGUUCAAUAAAUCUUUAAAAUUAAACAAAACGGUGCACGCUGCACCGCAUCCGGUUCUAGUCCGCAUGCGCAUGCAUCUAAAAGAAAAUACAUUCUUCCUAAAAAAAUUAGCCUAUUUACUUUAUCUUGAAAUUGUAGGUCUCAUUUACCCAAAAAGUAAUGAAUAUUACUUCAAUGUUGCUGCAACAUUGCAUACAAAUAUUAGCAACAUUGCAAGAAUGUUGCUUUAAUCUAUUAAUGAUAUGUUCUAAGCAACAUUUGUUUGUAAUAUUGAUGCAAAGUUGCUGUAACAUUGGUGCAAAGUUGAUGCAACAUUGGUGCAAUGUUGAUCCAAAGUUACUGCAAAAUUGGGGCAGCCUUGAUGUAACGUUUGUGCUACAUUAUGCAAUGUUAAUGCAACAAUGAUGCAAUGUUGAUGUCAAGUUUAUGCAACACUGAUGUAAUAUCAAAUCAAUAUUUAAGCAGUAACGUUGCUGCUACAUUGAUGCUAUUUUGGUGAAAGAUUCAUGCAACGUUGCCGCUACAAUGAUGCAACAUUCAUGCAAGGUUUCUGUAAUAUCAAUGCUAUUUUAAUGCAACGUUGCUUUAAUAUGAAUUCAUUAUUAAUGCAACGUUGAUGUAAUAUUGAUGCAAUUUUGCUGUGAUGUUGAGGCUAUAUUGAUGAAGUGUUGCGGUAAUAUUAGUGCAACAUUCAUGCAACGUUGCUUCAACAUUCAUGCAAUUGAUGCAAUUCUGGUGAAACAUUGAUGCAAAGUUGCUGCAAUAUUCACGGGAAAUUGAUGCAAAGUUACUACAAUAUCGGUGCAAAUACUGAUGCAAAGUUGCUAGAAGAUGUGUGCAAUAUUGAUCCAGUUUUAAUAUGACAUUGAUGUAACGUUGCUGCUACAUUGAUAUAUUAUUGGAGCAACAUUUGUGCAACGUUGCUGCUACAUUGAUGAAAUUUUGGUACAACAUUGAUGCAUACUCGACAUAAUAUUUAUGCAACAGUGAUGCAAUAUUCGUACAAGGUUGCUGUAAUAUUUAUGUAAUAAUGACGCAGCGUUGAUAUAAUAUUAAUGCAAUAUUAAUGUAACGUUGCUGCAAUAUUGAUGCAAUAUUUAUGCAUUAUUGGCGCAAAAUUCAUGCAACGUUGCUUUGACAUUUAUGCAACGUUGUUAUAAUAUUAAUACAAUAUUAAUGCAACGUUACGGUAAUAUUGAUGCAAUAUUAAUGCAACGUUACUGUGUUAUUGAUGCUAUAUUAAUGCAGUGCUGUUUUAAUAUCAGUCCAAUAUCGUUGCAGCGCUUCUGUAGGAUCUUUGCAACAUUGAUACAAUGUUGGUGCAACAAUUAUGCAACUUUGCUUCAACAUUCAUGCAAUUUUGGUUCAAAAUUCAUGCAAUUCUGGUGCAACAUUGGUGCAAAGUUGUUGCAAAAUUGAUUUAAUUUCAGUGCAACAUUGAUGCAAUCGCUUAGAAACAUUUCGCUACAAUAUUGCAGUAAAAUUUAGCAAUAUCGCAUCAACAUUUUAGCAAUAUGGCAUCAAACUUACAGCAACUCUGCAAAUCAAUAUUGAUUUAGGGAGGACAUUAAUAUAUUAUAGCAACAUUGCUGGAAUAUUGAGCAAUGUUGCCAUGAAAUAUUACAGUCAGAUUAAUGCAAAAUUGGAUGCGUUUGGGGUAAUUAAAAGAAAUUUACAAAAAAUACAUAAAACGUGAAUUUUUUGUUUUUAUAUUAGAUUUUGACCGAAAACAAGAAAAUAUAACACAUACUUAAUAUUCGAUUAGAAUAAGAUUUUUUUUGUAACGCAUUCACGGAAUGUUCGCUUUUCAAAACACUUAUAACGUGUGUAAAGUGAUAAAAACCGUGAUAUAAGUAAACGUAAAAACACUUUAUUAUUAUUAUUUCUGGUAAUUUAUUAAAUUUUCGGAUUUUUUCCGAAAACCCUUGGAUACCUUAAAU